This is a messenger RNA of Myotis lucifugus (little brown bat), 2416 nucleotides long. RefSeq names its product solute carrier family 35 member D3 (gene SLC35D3). Gene Ontology annotation, cellular component: Golgi apparatus. Gene Ontology annotation, molecular function: antiporter activity. The transcript is spliced from 2 exons. The record is from RefSeq and is a predicted model, not a curated record. Lineage: Eukaryota; Metazoa; Chordata; Mammalia; Chiroptera; Vespertilionidae. The coding region runs from base 207 to 1472 and encodes 421 amino acids.
ACGCGGAGCCACCGAGCCGCGAGGACGCCUGGCUGCAGCUGCUCUCCGCGGCGGAGCCGGCGCCCCCUGCCGUGCCGUGGGGCCCCCUGCCCUUCGCCCACGGCGCUGGGCUGGCACCCGCGCCGCCCUCGCCGCGCGCCUCCCGGCCCUCCUCCCGGCUCUCCUCCCGCAGGUCCUCCACCGCCGGGUGCGGCGGAGCGGGCGCGAUGCGGCAGCUGUGCCGGGGCCGCCUGCUGGGCAUCUCGGUGGCCAUCGCGCACGGGGUCUUCUCGGGCUCCCUCAACAUCCUCCUCAAGUUCCUCCUCAGCCACUACCGGUUCUCCUUCCUGACCCUGGUGCAGUGCCUGACCAGCUCCACGGCGGCGCUGAGCCUGGAGCUGCUGCGGCGCCUCGGGCUCAUCGCGGUGCCCCCCUUCGGCCUGAGCCUGGCGCGCUCCUUCGCGGGGGUCACCGUGCUCUCCACGCUGCAGUCCAGCCUCACGCUCUGGUCGCUGCGCGGCCUCAGCCUGCCCAUGUACGUGGUCUUCAAGCGCUGCCUGCCCCUGGUCACCAUGCUCAUCGGCGUGCUGGUGCUCAAGAACGGCGCGCCCUCGCCGGGGGUGCUCGCCGCCGUGCUCAUCACCACCUGCGGCGCGGCUCUGGCAGGCGCCGGCGACCUGACCGGCGACCCCAUGGGCUACGUGACGGGCGUGCUGGCGGUGCUGGUGCACGCCGCCUACCUGGUGCUCAUCCAGAAGGCGAGCGCGGACACCCAGCACGGGCCGCUCACCGCGCAGUACGCCAUCGCCAUCUCCGCCACCCCGCUGCUGGUCGUCCUGUCUUUCGCCAGCACCGACGCGAUCCAAGUCUGGGCCUUCCCCGGCUGGAAGGACCCCACGAUGGUCUGCAUCUUCGUGGCCUGCGUCCUGAUCGGCUGCGCCAUGAACUUCACCACGCUGCACUGCACCUACAUCAACUCGGCCGUGACCACCAGCUUCGUGGGCGUGGUGAAGAGCAUCGCCACCAUCACGGUGGGCAUGGUGGCCUUCAGCGACGUGGCGCCCACCUCUCUCUUCAUUGCCGGGGUCGUGGUGAACACCCUGGGUUCCAUCAUUUACUGUGUGGCCAAAUUCUUGGAGACCAGAAAGCAAAGCAACUACGAGGACCUGGAGACGCAGCCGCAGGGAGAGGAGGCGCAGCCAGGUGGAGACCAGCUGCCUUUUGUCAUAGAGGAGCUGCCAGAGGAGGUAGCUGGCGGGGCAGAAGGUGGAAAGGUAGCAGGUGGCUCCGCUCAGCAAAGGGGGCAAGGGGUGAGGGGCAGCCCCAGAGGAGUCCCGCUGGCGGCUAGUACCUGGCAGAUGGCAGACAGCGCUGAAGAAGCCAACAGGAGGUCACUAAAGGAUGCUUACCUGGUAGUGUGGAGGUUAGUCAGGGGAACCAAGUAUAUGAAGAAGGAUUAUUUGAUAGAAAAUGAGGAGUCACCCAGUCCUUGAAAAGGAAACGCAUGUAUGUAUAUGUGUACAUAGAUACUUAUUUUAUAUGUUAGAGACAACAUAUUUUAAUGAGGGGCUGCCCAGUUUUAUUCUUUGAGGAGUGGGGCAGGGAAGCAAAGAAAGAAUCGAACCAGACUGACAGCAACAAAAUUAGCACCGGUGUGAAUUAUUUAGCAUCAGUUCACCUGAGGCAUAACAAAGACAAAAGAAUAUGAAGGUGCUUAACAAAAUAAGACAGUGGGUUCAGCUGCAGACUCUUGGCACGCACAUUUUUUUGACAUUAUAACCAUAACCAAAUAUCUGCAUGUACUGAGUCCCUCAACCACCCUCAAAGAUGGAGUGCAGAAAUGAUGGCAGCAGGUAAUUAGCUCAAAGAUUACAUCCAAGGGCACAUUUUUGAUGCUAGAACUACAGUUUUUUAUGGCCAGCUGGGCAAAGAGUAUAUUAUUGAAAAGAUAUAUAAAUACACUGAAUUGUUGUUUACUGUUUAUAGUCAUCUGAAAUAUCAUGUUAAUUCUAAUUUUCUUCACUUGUUUUUAAACAAUAAGUGUUCUACUAUUCUAUUAUAUAUUGGUAAGAAAUGUCAAAGCUAUUUUGAAAAUCUGAGGUCUUAGCUUUAAUCAUCAAGUUUAAUGUUGGCUUUUAGUAAUUACUAUAGAAAUAUUUUAAAAGUUGUUUUGGUUCACUGCUUUGUAAUAUUUAUUAUUGAAUGCCAUGACCUUUUUAAAUACCAGUUUUACUGUGUCCAAUAUUCUCUCAAGCAAAUGCAAUGGCUGAAAUAGAAUUCAGCAUUAAGAAGCCCAAACAGAAGUAAAACCUUCCUAUUAAGCUAGUCCUUGCAAAUCGCAUUGCACAUUCCAAACCUUGUUACAGAAAGAGCAACUGCUAUAUUCACUUGAUAUUUUUCUAUCUUACAUUUGUCGAAAUAAAGUCUGAGUCUAUCU